AUGAAUAAAAAGAAAAACGACGAAAAAGCUAAAAAAAUCGAUUUUAUGGCAUUUGAACAGAAAGAAUUACGACGAAUUCGUAACAAUGAUGCCGCUCGAAAAUCACGUCAAGCACGUCGUGAUAAAGAAGCUAAAAAUCGUAUACGUAUGGCUGCUCUUGAACAGGAGAAUGGUGCAUUACGGGCGCAAAUUGAUGUAUUGAAAAAAGAAUUGGAACAUGUGCAUCUAGUGAUUUUGGCAACAAAUGUUACAUGGAAGACAUUACUACGAAAUCAAUUUUAG
Messenger RNA from Loa loa (African eye worm), 282 nucleotides. RefSeq names its product cell death specification protein 2. Bases 1 to 282 code for a protein of 93 amino acids. The transcript has 2 exons. NCBI's taxonomy places the organism in Eukaryota, Metazoa, Nematoda, Chromadorea, Rhabditida, Onchocercidae. The record is from RefSeq and is a predicted model, not a curated record. Gene Ontology annotation, biological process: regulation of DNA-templated transcription. Gene Ontology annotation, molecular function: DNA-binding transcription factor activity.